AUGAUUGCUUGGUUUGCUUUGGUCAGCGUUAUUUUGAGUUUAAGUGGUGCUUCUUCGUGGGUAGGUAAUCCAUACGCACAUUUACUACGGAAUGCAGAGCCUCCAAGCAUCGCAUACGGCUUCGGCGGAGGCUUUAGUAGCAAUAUUGGAGGCAUAAGUCAUUCUUCCGGAUAUGGAACCUCCUUCCAGACUGGUAACGGCCAAGCUUAUGGUGCCGGUAUUGGCUCAAACGGCAAUGCCCGUGGUGUGGGUUUUGCGCAGACAGCACCAAAUUUCAAUCAAUAUCAAUUCCCUCAAGCUUACCCAGGCUUUGGUAGGUCCACCUCUGCAGCCCAUAGUUUCGGUAACUUCGGUUCUGCUGUAUCAUCAGUACAAAAUGAUGGACAUGGAUCCGCUAUCAGCGCAGUACAUAGUAAUGGAAGAUCUCAAUCAGCUAUAUCGACAGUGCAGAACUUUGAUCGCGGCCUUCCAACUUUAGCUCGUAUCCAACCGGGUUUCAUAUCAAGGGCUGAUAAUGUGGGGGGAAUUCAGACCGCGGUUUCUUCAACCCAAGGGCCAAAUGGACAGGCGACAUCGAUAGCCCAAAAUUUUGGUGGUUACAAAGCAGCAAUUGCGAACAAUGUUCAAUUAAGAAAUGGUGUGAUACAGAAUAAUGGUGCCACUGUGAUAAAUGGACCAGGGUUUCAGUCUGCGCAGGCGCAUGCUGUUAAUUCGGGAUAUUAUUAG
Pieris brassicae (large cabbage white) is the source of this 726-nucleotide messenger RNA. Its product is annotated as fibroin heavy chain-like. The transcript is spliced from 2 exons. The record is from RefSeq and is a predicted model, not a curated record. Bases 1 to 726 code for a protein of 241 amino acids. NCBI's taxonomy places the organism in Eukaryota, Metazoa, Arthropoda, Insecta, Lepidoptera, Pieridae.